Molecule: messenger RNA, 2609 nt
Organism: Ciona intestinalis (vase tunicate)
Lineage: Eukaryota; Metazoa; Chordata; Ascidiacea; Phlebobranchia; Cionidae
Product: potassium voltage-gated channel subfamily A member 2-like
Biological process (GO): action potential; potassium ion transmembrane transport; protein homooligomerization
Cellular component (GO): membrane; voltage-gated potassium channel complex
Molecular function (GO): protein binding; delayed rectifier potassium channel activity
Source: RefSeq, a predicted model, not a curated record
CUUGACCCGACAUUGUAUUAAAAUACAAAGUAAACAAAGCUAUUUGUAGGCUUUACUUGAAAAACUUUUAAAAGAUUUAUUUUAAGCUUCAAUUUAUGAUAUUACUUGCUCAAUAGCUAACGUUACAGCUCAGUAAAUCAGGUCAUUUAUAAAAUAAUAUUAACAGCUUAGGUAUUGCAUUAUAAUACACUAAACCAAGUUAUAAGACUGUGGGGUAAGAUGGGAUACCGAAGCAGCAACCAUUCCCAUAUUUCCAGAGGAUACGGUUACAUUUCUAAUCGCGAGGAUACAGAUACAAAAUUCUUUGAUUAUUCUUUGUUUAUUACCAAUUGAGACUAAAAUAGAAUGAAAACAUGUCCCACAUUACACCAACCUACAAUUAUAUCUUUGUAUGCAAAUAACUUUCAAGGGUCUUAGUUUUGUUUAAAUUUGUGAGCCUGCCUAGCAUUGCAUUGGAAUACAAAAGGAUGGAACCACGGCUCAUAGAGCUAAGAAAUGUGGGCGUGUCCCGCCCCCCAUCCAACCACCACGCAGAAGGGACCGCUACCCUGCUUAUUCCUUCACCCAAAUCUUGUAAACUAAGCGAAUCUUGUAGGAACAGCGGACGAAGUACUCCUGUGUCGUCACAAAACGGCUGCGCCAUCAGUUCUGAAAGAAUCACAAUCAACGUAUCAGGUUUGAAGUACGAAACUCAAGACAAAACGUUGAAAACUUUUCCUGAAACUUUACUCGGCGACCAAAACCAACGAAUACAACAUUUCGAUCCGAUCAGAAACGAAUAUUUUUUCGAUAGAAACCGUCCUUCCUUUGACGCAAUACUUUACUACUACCAGAGCGGAGGGCGUUUAAGACGACCUGUUAACGUCCCCAUCGAUAUUUUUACGGAAGAAAUAAAGUUUUACCAACUCGGCGCAACAGCGUUGGGUAAAUUUAAAGAAGACGAAGGAUACAUCAAGGAAAAGAUUAAACCUCUACCGAAAAGUGAUUUCCAAAAAGAUGUUUGGCUGUUAUUCGAAUAUCCAGAAAGUUCUUCAGCGGCCAGAGUUGUUGCUAUUAUAUCUGUGUCAGUCAUUCUGCUUUCAAUAAUUUCUUUCUGUCUCGAAACAUUGCCUUCGUAUCAACAACCCAUCAGAGUUGGGCCAACCUUUGCACCGAACUUUACAACGACCUUGGGCGCCACCACGCGGUCACAAAAUCCAGCACAUAUGAUAUCCGAUGAGCGCAGGUUCUCGAACCCCUUUUGGAUUAUAGAGACGAUUUGUAUCUGUUGGUUUAGCAUGGAAGUAACUGUACGUUUUCUCUGUAGUCCUGACAAGCUUAGGUUUUGGAAGAACAUAAUGAACAUAAUCGACAUCGUUGCUAUUGCUCCUUACUUUAUAAGUUUGGGGACCGAUCAACAAACGACGAACGAGGACGGCAAAGGAAUGUCCCUCGCUAUACUUCGCGUUAUAAGACUUGUCCGCGUUUUCCGCAUCUUUAAACUCUCGCGUCACUCCAAAGGAUUGCAGAUACUGGGCCAAACCCUCAAAGCGUCCAUGAGAGAACUCGGUCUUCUGAUAUUUUUCCUUUUUAUCGGAGUAGUUCUCUUCUCAUCUGCCGUCUACUUCGCCGAGAUCGACAACCAGAAGUCCGACUUUAAGUCUAUACCUGAAGCUUUUUGGUGGGCGGUGGUUACCAUGACUACGGUUGGUUAUGGCGACAUGAAGCCCAUCACAGUUGCUGGUAAGAUUGUGGGCUCGUUGUGCGCGAUUGUGGGCGUCUUGUUCAUCGCCCUGCCGGUUCCUGUCAUCGUAUCAAACUUCAACUAUUUCUACCACCGUGAAACAGAUACCGAUGAAGCGAACAAACAUACUUACGUUUCUACUUGCCCUUACCUGUCUUCGUGGAAGAAAAAGAAGACAAGAAGAUCCUCGAUCACGUCAAGUAUUUGCAGCAGCAGACGUUCAAUCAACGUGGACGACACAGAAGGCACGGCACCGUCAUCUACGCGCAAUGGAACCGACCGCACAAGGCCGGUAGAGAGCAACUCGGAAUGGAAGGUUCGAGACAAGUUAAACAACAACGUCACAGUUCAAGUCGAAACCGAUGUUUAGAUUUACUUGAAGGAAUAUAAACCUUGGGCUCUAUCGCUGUUUUGCAUUGUGACCAUAUUUGCCAAUUCAUUAAAUACCCGCGACCCCUGGUCACAUAUUGUCCCCUAACCCCGCUUGUUUUGGGGGUGAUAUCUAAAAUACAGAUUGGUACGCAGUAAUCCCCCUUUAACCAUCAAUACGCUCUGUUACGCUUCAGUGACAACGUAUUUCUUUAAAACGCACGUUCAAGCACUUUAUACCAAUCGCACAGAAAGUUUAACACCACAAAAAAUUAACUUCUUACCGGAGCCUAACAGGGUAGAUUGAUUAGUUGUAGUCGGGAAUGUCUGCGUACUAAUCUAUCUUUGACACCCCCUCGCCCUCUGCGUAUUAUUCGUUCGUUCAAGUUUCAUUGCAUCGCAUGACCUCAUAGUGACGUCAUAUUUAUUUUGAAAUUAAUAAAACAAAGAUGUUUCGCGUUUGUCGAUCAACGAAGUGACGUCACGUCUUCAAAUAAACACUGCGCGCAAGAAUAUU